Molecule: messenger RNA, 2140 nt
Organism: Salvelinus fontinalis (brook trout)
Lineage: Eukaryota; Metazoa; Chordata; Actinopteri; Salmoniformes; Salmonidae
Product: progestin and adipoQ receptor family member 4-like
Exons: 3
Coding region: 926-1852 (308 amino acids)
Cellular component (GO): membrane
Molecular function (GO): signaling receptor activity
Source: RefSeq, a predicted model, not a curated record
CUUCAGUACCGCUCUAUAGCCACAUUGGAUUAGAGCGUCACUGUCCGGUACAGGGCAUCAAUCAUCCGAUGCGAGGGACUCGACGCCGGUGAACAAACGAGUCACAUUUAGCAAGAGUUUGGACGGAAUCUUUAUUGGAAAUGGGGGUACCAAUACGAGAGAAGAUUUGGACUCAAAAAUCUGUAUUUUUUGGUGUCGGAUUGACAUCUUCCUUAUCCAUAUUUGUUUGAAAUCUCCCGGUGCAAAUCACAGCAGUAGCACGCUAACGCGUUCCAUCGCACUACAUCUGUAGUUGUUGGUUGGUGACAAACUAGCUAACGUUAGUUAGCUGUAACCAGAAUAUGGGUAUUUUUGUAAAUACAAUAGAGAUGAUUGUGCGCGAGCGUUUAGCUGCUUUUACGUUAUGACCUGCUAACGUUAGUCCUGUAUUGGAAAUCUGACCGCUAAACCCAUUCCUCUGUAGUCAGUGGUAUCAAGGUGACGGAUGGAAGUAGCUAAACUAAAGCCACUGGACUUGUGAACCGGUGCAGAUAAACUAACUAUGGCUAAUGCUAUGUGCCGUGGAAUGUUGUACGCUAGCUAGCGACACAUUGAGUAACUAACUAGCAGCUACCAUGAUUUAUAUUGUGUUAGCUAACCUCCGACAGAUGUUGGGUGUUAUGUCUGCAAUGAAAUGUAAUAUGUAAUGUAUACCACGGGCUUACACCAUGUAUGUGGUUGGCCUCGUCCUUGUCAACCCCUGUGGUUGACACAAGUAUCGUUUUUUAAAAGCAAACAGCGGGAUAAAAACGCUGUCACCGGGUAGUGGUGCUGAAAAGAAAGAACAUUUCUGUCGCUAGCUCGCUACAGUACUGUAGCUAUGGGAGCUAGCUAGCUAUGUAGCUAGCAGCACAUUAUAGCUAGCUAACCCCCCCAGAUUUUAUCAAUGGUGUCUAAUAAAUUUUUAUUCGCAAUAAUUCUAUUAUAUGUGUAUAUAGGUGUACAGUCAUUAUUUUACUUUUUUGGCGGCGUCGUUUUAACUAUUUUGGUUGCUAUGGCAUUUUUAAAUGGACCGAGACUAUUAGACUGGGCGAAUUCACCUCCCCAUCUUCAAUUCAACAAAUACGUCCUGACUGGAUACCGACCAAUAUCUUCUGUCCAAGACUGUAUAAGAAGCCUUUUUUACAUGCACAACGAACUGGGAAACAUAUACACACAUGGUAUCCCUCUGCUCUGCUUCCUGUUCCUCAUCCCCCUCAACUUCCCCUGGUCCCAGAUCAGUGUGACAUGGCUGGGUGUGGUCCACUUCCUGGCCUGCCUGUCCCCCCAGCUGGGCUCUGUGCUCUACCACCUCUUCAUGAACCACGAGGGAGGAGAGCCUGUCUACCACACCCUUCUCACCCUCGACAUGUGCGGCAUCUGCAUGAUCAACACGCUGGGAGCGCUGCCCAUCGUCUACAGCACCCUGCUGUGCUACCCAUUCACCCGCACAGUGGCUCUGCUCGUCUACAUCCUGCUGUCCAGCUACGCUAUCUACUCGGCCAUCACGGCGCGGAGUAGCGUGCGGCGUCUGCGCUCCUUUGCCUGGCAGGCCCUGUUCCGCUUCUCCUUCUUCCUGCUGCGCUGGGUGGGUGUGGGCGGCGGCAGCCCCACCUCGCUGCAACACUUCCUCACCAUGGACGCGCUGGCUGUACUGGGCGGGAUCAUCAACAUCUCGCGCAUCCCAGAGCGCUUCCGCCCGGGCCUCUUUGACUACUGGUGCAACAGCCACCAGAUCAUGCACGUGCUGGUGGUGGGCUCCAUCCUCUACCUGCACUGGGGUGUGCUGGACGACCUGCUCUGGAUCAACAGCCACCACUGUCCCUCAGACUGAGCCCCACCCUGCCUGGAGGAGGACCAGCGGGGAACAGGGUUUAGGACCUCUGGGGGGGGGGCUGUUUCAAUAGGUAAUGGUUGGGAAGGGAAGAUGGGAGGUGUUCAUGAAGACGUGCAUGGAAGGCCAGAUAAAGUGUUUUACAUAAUAGGGAUUGGUGCAGGCUUUGACACAUGUGCACCUAGCAAGAAUGUUCAUACUGUAUCUGUGUCCAUCUUGCCAUUAUACAUGCGUUGCUAUUUACAGUAUAUCACAAAAGUGAGUACGCCCCUCACAUUUUUGUAAAUA